UCCGUGAUUUUGAAUCGGGGGGGAAGUUUGUACCAGUGCGCUGUCGGACUUUUGGAGACUUCAGUGUUGUGCGCUUCUCUCUCCGGUGCGUCACGCGCUCCGCAAGCCUUUCCGCUGGAAAAGCGCACGACUGCGGGACCCCCCUCCCCUAACCCUUCUCCUCCUCCUCCGACGACGACGACGAGUGUCAUACAUGCAAACACGAGCCACGUCUUCCUCCGGCUUCUCUCUCUCGACGCGGUUCCCCCGCACAAGCUCGACUUCGCCUCGGCUCCGCGGUGGCACCCGUCUCUCCCUGGAGCGAAAUGGAUGUCAUCCCCAUGUGCAGCAUCUUCCAGGAGCUCCAGAUUGUGCACGACACCGGAUACUUUUCGGCUCUGCCGUCCCUGGAGGAGUACUGGCAGCAGACAUGCCUGGAGCUGGAGCGGUACCUGCAGAGCGAGCCCUACGUCUCGGCCACGGACCUCAAGUUUGACAGCCAGGAGGACCUGUGGAGCAAGCUGAUGCUCGCCUGCGGGGACAAGUCGAGCGACGCGGACCCAAAGAUCCCCCGCAUCAAGGAGGAGGAGGACAAUCAGGACAUCCGGCACGCGGACGCCGGCGGCUUCAACUCCGACGCCAGCAGCGAGGCCUCGGACAGCUCCGAGGAGCUCUCGCCGACCCUCGACUUCUCCGCCGGCUCUCUGACGGACAUUCUGGCCGACGGCGGCGAGGACCUGGGCUCCGCCGUCAUCGGCACGCCGCCGUCCUCGCCCGAGCUGGGCAAGGACGGCUCGGCGGCGCAGCCGUGGAGCGGGACGCCGACGGCGGUGCACUCGCCGGGGAAAAUAAGGACUACUGGGGGCGCGGAGAGGUCGGGGCUCGCCAGCGGGGAGGCGUCGCCCGACGGCAGGAGGCGGGUUCACCGGUGCAACUUCAACGGAUGCAGGAAGGUGUACACCAAGAGCUCGCACCUCAAAGCACACCAGCGCACGCACACAGGUGAGAAGCCCUACAGGUGUUCGUGGGAGGGCUGCGAGUGGCGCUUUGCGCGGAGCGACGAGCUCACCAGACACUUCAGGAAGCACACCGGAGCCAAGCCAUUCAAAUGCAGCCACUGCGACAGGUGUUUCUCCCGCUCCGACCACCUGGCACUGCACAUGAAGAGGCACAUCUAAGAUGGCCUCCUUGUCCGGAGCCCUGAGGGAUGAUUACGCUUCGAUUGUCCCGGCCCCCGAUCCCCGACCCACCCCAGCGAGGCCGGUGUGUCCUGGGGAGCGCCAAACAGGAAACGCCGCCGCCGCCGCCGCCGCCGUGUUCCAGGCAGUGGAAGAAGAAAAAACCACGAAGCAACGCAGGCUAUUAUUUUGCACCGCACUCAGUGCCUCCAACACCUCGCUGUGGAGAUCGCUCUUGAAAGGCUUUCUUUUCUCUUUUUCACAGAGGAGCAGGAGGGCGAGGAGAGAGAGAGACUUGACAAUUUUCUUUUUCUUUUUAAAAAAAAAAAAAAAUGGGGAAAAAAUCUGGGCCGGAGAGGAC
This is a messenger RNA of Scophthalmus maximus (turbot), 1518 nucleotides long. Its product is annotated as Krueppel-like factor 6. Bases 306 to 1157 code for a protein of 283 amino acids. Gene Ontology annotation, molecular function: DNA-binding transcription factor activity, RNA polymerase II-specific; RNA polymerase II cis-regulatory region sequence-specific DNA binding. Gene Ontology annotation, biological process: regulation of transcription by RNA polymerase II. NCBI's taxonomy places the organism in Eukaryota, Metazoa, Chordata, Actinopteri, Pleuronectiformes, Scophthalmidae. The record is from RefSeq and is a predicted model, not a curated record. The transcript is spliced from 4 exons.